Messenger RNA from Momordica charantia (bitter melon), 1346 nucleotides. The record is from RefSeq and is a predicted model, not a curated record. NCBI's taxonomy places the organism in Eukaryota, Viridiplantae, Streptophyta, Magnoliopsida, Cucurbitales, Cucurbitaceae.
CUAUCCGUCCCACUCACCAUCAUUUCCCCAUUCUACUUGAAAUCGUGGACCGCCGUGUUUUGCCUCCCUUAAUCAUUCCGCCCUCGAACUGUAGACGAAAUAUCCCACCUGCACCAACCCUUUAUUUUCCUUUCAAAUUUCACUCCACUGGUUCACGGAUUAAGCCCUCUUCGAUUUCUGAGCCCUAUGUUCAUUGCUUUCGUUUUGAUUUCUGGUCUUUUUCUUUUUUCUUUGAUCUUGUGUAGAUGUAAAAAAUGGACACUGUCUGGGUGGUUGGAAUGUGGUUCUGUGGUUGUCUUGUUUAAUGGGUCGAAAUCGAAACGUUUAAAAGUUUGUUAAUUUCACUUAAAACUCCAUCUUCUUGGCUCUUGAUUUCUCUCCCAUCCAUAUAAUUGCAGCUUUCUAGUGCGUGCAUACUUUUUGAAGCCACCCGCGUGCGCCUUCUUCUUGGAUAGCUUGAUGCGGCCAUUGCUAUGGAAGCUGAAUCAGCUGGGGAGCCAUUGGGGUUGCUUAAAGUGCUUGUGAUUCAAGGGAAGAAACUUGUGAUUCGUGAUUUCAAGAGCAGUGAUCCUUACGUUAUUGUCAAGUUGGGGAAUCAGACAGCAAAGACCAAAGUUAUCAACAGCUGCCUUAACCCUGUUUGGAAUGAAGAACUAAGCUUCUCCCUCACCCAACCUGUCAAAGAUCUGAGAUUGGAAGUGUUUGACAAAGAUCGGUUCAAGGCAGAUGACAAGAUGGGACAUGCCGAGCUGAGCCUUAAGCCAAUUGUUUUGGCUGCUAGAUUGAAACGAGUUCUUGGAGGUUCGUCGGGGCUGACAAUGUUAAGAAAAGUUACUCCGGACACUAAUAACUGCUUAGCAAGGGACAGCAGCAUUAGUUGUAUGGAUGGAGGGGACGUAUCGCAGAGCGUUUGGUUGAAGCUACGUGAUGUAGAAUCUGGUGAAAUAGAGCUAAAGAUCAAGUUCAUUGACCAGUCUAGAUAAAAGUUAUGUGCUGUUUGAGGCUGUGGAAGGUGGAGUAGCCUGUAAAUUUGCUUCCAUUUUUCAUGGUUUUGAUCUGUCUUCAGCUUACUGUGAUCAGUGAUUAUGGGUAGAAUGAGGCAGAUUUAGCCAUUUAGGGUGUAGAUUCUGCUGUCUGAAAGCUAAGUUAGAAGCUUAUGUUGUGUUUGGUUUGUGGUUUUUUCAUGGUGGUGGGAUAUAGAGAAUAGGCUUGGAAUUGGAAGGUCCAUUAUCGUAUUUGGAUAAUAUUUAGACAUGGAUAGUUGACCAUGUGAACAAACAUCUUCGAUUCUGUCGGAGAAUUUGAAAUAUGAAGAUCACUAGCAUUGGAGAGAAAAAUGACAGCUA